Messenger RNA from Oreochromis aureus, 996 nucleotides. RefSeq lists its product as uncharacterized. The record is from RefSeq and is a predicted model, not a curated record. NCBI's taxonomy places the organism in Eukaryota, Metazoa, Chordata, Actinopteri, Cichliformes, Cichlidae. The transcript has 4 exons. Gene Ontology annotation, molecular function: nucleic acid binding. The coding region runs from base 1 to 996 and encodes 331 amino acids.
AUGUCUUCAACCUUGGAUAUUCAGCAGCUGUUACCAAUCAAAGAAGAACUUGAUGAGUGGAGCCCUGAUAUGGAGCAGCAAGUCCAGCUCCUCAGCAUAAAGAAGGAAGAGGAGGAGGAAGCUGACAUCACUGAUUUCCCGCUCGCUGCUGCUGCUGCGGUGAAGAGUGAAAAUGAAGAGAAAGUGCACUCACUGUUUCAUCAUGUUAAAAACGAAUAUACGGACGAGGAGGAGCCUCAGACCAGCAGCUCAGGUGUCCAUCAUGUGUUUGAUAUUAAAGAAGAGGUUUCCCAUGAAUGGAGCCCGAGUGCGAAUGAGCAGGACUCAGACUUCUUCCAGGAAGAAGAGCAGGAACGCUGCAUUGGCCAGGAUGGACUGCAGGAGGAUGACAGACGUGCAACAGCUCCCAGAACCUUUCCGAUGCCAAUAUUCAGUGUUGCGUCCCGCAAUGCAUUUCAACGCCUCAAACUUGAACAGAGAGAAAAAAUCAAAUUCUGCGUGCAAACCAGGAUAUCUGUGAAGAAAACCUUCAAAAUGCUUCAGGAAGUUUACGGCAGCAAAGCAAUGAGCCGAUCAAGAUGCAAAGAUUGGUAUUUGCGUUUCAAAAAUGGCAGAACAUCCGUCGAUGAUGAAACGAGGUCAGGGCGACCCAGCACGAGCACAACUCCCAAGCACAUCCGAGAAAUCGAUCGACUUGUGCACCAGGAUUUACGGAUCUCCAUGAGGGAGAUUUCUGCCAUUCUCAACGUGUCAUUCGGAACGGUCCAGGCGAUCCUGACGUCCACUUUGAACCUGCACCAAGUGGCUAACAAGUUUGUGCCCAGGCUACUGACUCCCGAGCUGAAGCAAAAUCGUUUACAAACCUGCAAGGAUCUCUGUCAACAGACGCGAGAUGACCCAACGUUCAUGUCCCGGAUCAUAACUGGCGAUGAAAGCUGGGUGUAUGGCUGCAAGCCUGGAAAAGCAAGGAAGGUGAAUCCGACAAGGAGCGGUUGA